Molecule: messenger RNA, 780 nt
Organism: Fragaria vesca subsp. vesca
Lineage: Eukaryota; Viridiplantae; Streptophyta; Magnoliopsida; Rosales; Rosaceae
Product: peroxiredoxin-2B-like
Exons: 3
Coding region: 151-639 (162 amino acids)
Biological process (GO): hydrogen peroxide catabolic process; cell redox homeostasis; cellular response to oxidative stress
Cellular component (GO): cytoplasm
Molecular function (GO): thioredoxin peroxidase activity
Source: RefSeq, a predicted model, not a curated record
AAGCAACCCAUUUCAAAUCCAUCUCACUCCGCUCCCUUCUAUAUAAGCAACUCUCACACUCCACAGAAAGUCAGAAACCACUCGUAACUGCCGCUGUAUCCGCCGUCUCAACGCCGUUAGUCACCGCCGCCGUCAACCAGAAGCUUCACCAUGGCCCCGAUUGCCGUCGGCGAUUCUCUCCCGGACGGUACUCUGUCCUACUUCGACGACCAAGACCAGAUGCAGACGGUCAACAUUCACUCCCUCGCCGCCGGCAAGAAGAUCAUCCUCUUCGGUGUCCCCGGCGCCUUCACCCCCACUUGCAGUCUGAAGCAUGUUCCUGGAUAUAUUGAGAAAGCGGACGAGCUUAAAUCCAAGGGUGUGGAUAAGAUUCUGUGCCUCAGUGUGAAUGACCCCUUUGUGAUGAAGGCAUGGGCUAAAACCUACCCCGAGAACAAGAAUGUCCUGUUCCUUGCUGACGGCUCAGCCAAAUACACCCAUGAGCUUGGUCUCGAGCUUGAUCUUUCGGAGAAAGGACUUGGAACUCGUUCCAGGAGGUUUGCUCUCUUGGUUGAUGACCUCAAGGUGAAGGCUGCAAAUGUUGAAUCUGGAGGAGAAUUCACCGUCUCCAGUGCUGAUGACAUCCUUAAGGCUCUCUGAAGAGUUUCAAAUGUCUCAUCUUUAGCUUUGCUUAAUCCCUUCUGUAUUUGAGACUUUAAAUAUGUAUGUUGGAUCUUUAAAUCUCGGGCAUAGCAGAAUGGUUUAAUGGAAAUAAAGAGCUUUUGGAUUUGCACAAGGCUA